AGUUCAUAACUAAACCUCUACCCACACUUAUCGGUCUGGUGCAGCUCUAUAAUGGCGCCUUCCUCUGUAUUUCAGCUCCACAAUUCCCUAUCACCGAGAUUUCCCGCUAAACCCAGUUCUCAUCUCCUCCUUCUGACUCCUAAAAACCCUAAUUCUACCCUCUCCUUCUCUCUUAGCCGCACCCAUCGGACCCUUUCCUCUUUAGUAGGUCGCCGUAUUUCUUCUAGAGCAUCUUCUAAUCUCGGGUAUGAUUAUCCUGCCACUGAAGAUGGUGAAGAAGAGCAAGAUUCCACUCUCCGAGAGCUUUGUCAAGGCCAGGUACCCGACCAUAUCAUUCACAGGAUGGAGGAAGUAGGAUUUAUCAUUCCAACUGAUGUACAAAGAAAAGGGUUGCCAAUUCUUCUUUCUGGGAGGGAUUGCAUACUUCAUGCUCAGACAGGUUCUGGAAAGACCUUGGCCUACUUGCUUUCCAUAUUUUCGGCAGUGGACCCUCAGAGAUCCACUGUGCAAGCACUCAUAGUUGUCCCAACCAGGGAACUCGGUAUGCAAGUUACGAAGGUUGCUCGUAUGCUGGCUGUAAAAAGUACCGAAGAGGAGAAUGAUGAAUGCUCUGUAAUGGCUCUUCUAGAUGGAGGCAUGUUGAAAAGACAAAGGAGCUGGCUAAAGGCAGAGCCUCCUACAAUUGUGGUCGCAACAAUGGGAAGUUUGAAUCAAAUGGUUGAGAAGCACCUUCUUAAGCUAGAAGCACUUCGAGUGCUUGUGAUUGACGAGGUUGACUCGAUGUUUGGUCAUUCAACUCAAGUAGGUUUGCUCCGAAAGCUUUUGACGUCAUACACAUCACCAGUGAACAAGACAAGGCAAACAAUUUUGGCGAGUGCUUCAAUUCCUCAGCACAAUAGAUUUUUGUAUGACUGUGUUCAGCAGAAGUGGACCAAGGCUGAUGUAAUUCAUAUUAAUGUAAAUCCAGUUCAGCCAAUGCCAUCUCAACUAUAUCACAGAUUUGUGGUAUGUGGUAAAGAAGAAAGGUGUCAGAUCUUGUUAUCCUUAUUGCAGGCAGAUGUACCUGGAUCGAGCAUAGUUUUUGUAAAUGAGCAGUCUGAGAAGUCCAAAAAGGCUGGACAUGAUGCCAUAACAGAUGUUCUAAUCAAUUUCUUAACGACUUCAUCUAAAUUGGAUGCCGAGAUUCUAGUUCUGGAGGAGGACAUGAACUUCAAUUCUCGGGCAGCUUCAUUAACUGAGUUGAGACAAGAAAAGAAUUUCCUCCUUCUGGCAACUGAUCUAGCAGCAAGAGGAGUUGACCUACCAGAGACAACCCAUAUAUACAACUUCGAUCUUCCAAGAACCGCAGUUGAUUAUCUUCAUCGAGCUGGAAGGACCGGGAGACGACCAUUUUCAAAAGAAAGAUGUACUGUUACUACCUUUAUUUCGAAAGAAGAAAGGUUUGUCUUACAGAGAUAUGAAAAUGAAUUGCGGUUUGAUUGUGCACAAUUGCCUUCAUAAGUUCAUAUUAAUUCAAUACUAAUUUCUUCCUUCA
Molecule: messenger RNA, 1534 nt
Organism: Impatiens glandulifera
Lineage: Eukaryota; Viridiplantae; Streptophyta; Magnoliopsida; Ericales; Balsaminaceae
Product: DEAD-box ATP-dependent RNA helicase 58, chloroplastic
Exons: 10
Coding region: 52-1500 (482 amino acids)
Molecular function (GO): RNA helicase activity; RNA binding; ATP binding
Source: RefSeq, a predicted model, not a curated record